AUGGCUGCAGAUCCAGCGGAGGGCGCGGGCCCACCUCGACCCCCAGCAGCCAACAAGCGGUUGAUAGUAUGCUGCGACGGAACAUGGAACGACAGCAUAAGCACAGACUCGCCGGUAACCAACGUCAGCCGCAUUUCCAGAUGUAUUCCUGGCCUCAGCGAUACAGGUGUUGUGCAGCUCGUUUCAUACCAUACUGGCGUUGGUUCCGGAACGUCCAAGCCCGGAAAUAUCAUUGACGGUAUGACUGGCAGAGGCGUAUCGGCGAAUAUUCGAGAUGCAUAUUCGUUUCUCUGCCACAAUUAUCUGGAAGACGAGCGCAAUAAGGACGAGAUCGUACUGAUAGGCUUCUCUCGGGGAGCCUUUACUGUGCGGAGCAUUGCGUCUUUCAUGACAGAUGUGGGCCUGCUCGAGAAGGCUGGACUGAACUAUAUGCUCAAACUGUAUGGACUAUGGUCAAAUCAGUUAUCCAGGAAGCGAGAGAAAGACGCGAUGUUUCCCGGUAUACCCCCUAGCACACCCAAAAUUCGAAUGCGCCGCCUUUGUCGACUGCUAGAAGAUAGGAAUCUGCUUCGGAGGGGUGUAAAGAUUAAGGUUUGUGCUGUCUGGGAUACCGUUGGUUCGCUCGGCGUCCCAUUGCCAGGGCCAAUUCCGCAACGAGCCUCUAAGAAAUUGGCCUUUGUGAACUCGGCAUUACUUGAAAACAUCGAUGUCGCCGUCCAAGCUCUAGCCCUGAACGAGCAUCGCAAACACUUUCAACCUACCGUAUGGAGUACCAACUCAAGAACCAAACUGAGGCAAUGCUGGUUUCUCGGUGCCCACAGCGAUGUUGGAGGCGGUUACGAAGACACCGGCCUUGCAAAUCUCACGUUAGUCUGGAUGAUCGCCCAACUAACCGAAUUCGUGUACUUCGAUCAUAGGGCACUGCUUCAUCUUGCUUCUCACAAGCAGAUUGGGAGCACGGAGAAGUUUGUGACCAAAGAACGGGAAUUUGGGAUAGGUAACAUCAAGAACUCUGUAACAGGGCCGUUCCUCCUAGGCGGCACAAAAUCUCGGAAACCAGGUCAAUAUUUGAUGAAUACCCAUGGCUUAUACAGAAACCCUAAAACCGUACCUAUAUCUACCAACGAGACCAUACAUUGGACCGUUCGCGUUUUGCUUGGAUUGGGUCUGAGAGAAUGCCCCGCUUUGCGUAAAUAUUCCACAAAACUGCAAAAUGGUACAGGAAUAGUCUGGACGCUACAUUCGAAGGGAAAUGUUCCGAGGGCCGUGGAGCUGCGUGAAGAUGAAUUCUGUGCGCUGGAGAAAGACCUAUUGGAAUCUUGGAUGAAAGCAGAAGGCUAUGAGCAACACGCCGGCGCAAAUUCUGGGGUGUCGUUGGGGCUCUUUUCCGAAGCAAAGAAGUAUAUGUCUCUUUCGGAGAUCUUGAUACCAUGGCUUGGGGAGACACAAAAGCCGACGGUCCACUUUCCGGCGCGCGUCUUGCUGGAACCCGACGAAGCAAUUACCGUGGGAUCAUGA
This is a messenger RNA of Mytilinidion resinicola, 1518 nucleotides long. RefSeq lists its product as uncharacterized. The record is from RefSeq and is a predicted model, not a curated record. The coding region runs from base 1 to 1518 and encodes 505 amino acids. The transcript has 3 exons. NCBI's taxonomy places the organism in Eukaryota, Fungi, Ascomycota, Dothideomycetes, Mytilinidiales, Mytilinidiaceae.